ACACAAUGGACAAUGUUAAUGGACAACAGAAGCAGCACCUUGCCCUGCGAGUGGCAUUGGAUACCAUGAAAGAUCGUUGUAUACUUCAGCAAAAACUUCUAAAGGAGGUAGAAGAAGAAAAUCAAAAGCUACGUGAACGUCUGGCACAAAACACCAACAAUGCGGCAAGUACUGCCACAAACGGAGGCGGAGUUGCUGAAACAUUUCAAUUGCGUCUACAAGUAUCCGAGCUACAGCGUCUCAAUGGCCAACUGCAGGCCCAUAUUAAUAUGGUUUCUUCGGAAAAUCGUAAACUUUGGUCAAGACUUUCACAAAUAGCCAAAGAAAGUGAGGCAAGUGAUAAUGCUGCCGCAGCAACAGCAGCGUCAUCAGCAACCGAGGGAAGUCCCCGUGGCAAUGCUGGCGGUGGUGUUGGUGGUUUAUCAAAUCAAAAUCUAAUACGUUCCAAGACAUUCACAUUGAAAACGGUUAAUUCACCAAAUCCUCCCAAUAUUCGUCAUAAGACUGCCACAGUGGAUAAUUGUGAAUCAGAUAUGCGUGAUAUAAGUCUGGAAGAAGGUGAAGCGUUGGAGGUCUACGGCGAUACAGAUUGUACAAAUAAACCCAUGUCGGCUGCUGUAAAUGAAGAGGGCGGCGGUAUGUCAGAGGUCACCAUGGGUUUUGGCUACUUAAAUGAUGACAGUAACUCAAAUGCCACACAGGAACAAGAUUUCAAUGCUGAAACCAAGAAAUGCAUUGAUAAUUUGGCGAUAAUGCGUCGCGAAGCAAUGAAACAGCAAAAGGAAUUAAAUUCGGUGUUUGCUUUAUUAGAGAGUCGAAUUGCUCUACACCCCUGCCCGGAUUGUGCUAAGAAAAGUCAUAAACCAGAAAUGGCUGAUAAAAGUUUGGAAACCGAUGAAAGUUUAAGCAAUGAUUCCAAAUAUACAAAUCACAAUAAUCAUCUGUCGUAUACUACAUACAACAGUGCAAAUGAGACACCCAGAGUCGGUGGUGCCAAUGUGUCUGUGACACCUGUUAUAUUGCAACACAAACAACAACACUUGGAAGAAGCUUCACCACAAUCAAGUCAUUUGAAUAUUUUACAAGAGAAAAUCAUGGCCGAUGAGGCUAAUAAAAUUUGUCCCAUGUGUGGUAAAAUGUACGAUAGUACCAUACCAUUCGAAUCGUUCUGUGAACAUGUCGAAGAACAUUUUCGUGAUGAAAGUCUCGAUAUGGUACAUAGCAUGGAACAAAAUUUUGAAUUUAUAUCGCAUACUGUUGGUGAUUUCUGACCCAAACGGAAUCGUAUAUAUUUCUCAUCGGAUCUAUAGAGACUGUAGAUGUA
This is a messenger RNA of Musca vetustissima, 1324 nucleotides long. RefSeq names its product protein spindle-F (gene spn-F). Bases 6 to 1271 code for a protein of 421 amino acids. The transcript has 2 exons. The record is from RefSeq and is a predicted model, not a curated record. NCBI's taxonomy places the organism in Eukaryota, Metazoa, Arthropoda, Insecta, Diptera, Muscidae.